AUAGCUCUAAAUCCAAAGCGCUGAUUAUUCCCUACUGUUACUGUUAGUUUAGAUCCAAAAUCAAGAGAAUGAAGGGCACCCACUUCUUCGUAACUAUGGCUGUGUUGGCCUUGGCUUCAACACUUGCCUAUGCUUCUGAUCCAAGCCCAUUGCAGGACUUUUGUGUUCCUGUUAAUGACUCCAAAUUUGGAGUGUUUGUGAAUGGGAAGUUUUGUAAGGACCCGAACCUCGCUACGCCAGAAGAUUUCUUCUUUCCCGGUUCCAACAUCCUUAACCGUCAAAAUACAUCAAACCAACUAGGCUUUACUGUGACUCUAGUGAAUGUGAUGAACUUACCGGGGCUUAACACGCUUGGUAUCUCCUUGGCCAAACUCGACUUUGCUCCCUUUGGGGUUAACCCGCCACAUACACACCCUCGUGCUAGUGAGUUCAUUGUUGUGCUGGAAGGUACCUUAUAUGCAGGCUUUGUCACCUCCAGUCCAGAAAAUCGUCUCUUUGCAAAGAUUCUGUAUCCGGGAGAUGUGUUUGUGUUUGCAGAGGGUCUCAUUCAUUUCCAGUUCAAUGUGGCAAAGACUAAGAACGCCGUCGCGAUUGGUGGUCUAAGCAGCCAAAAUCCUGGGGUUAUUACCAUUCCGAAUGCAGUAUUUGAGUCCAAUCCCAAGAUUAACCCUGAUGUUUUGACCAAGGCAUUUCAACUGGACAAAAAGGUGGUUGAUUAUCUCCAAACAGUCUUCUAACUCUUGAGAGACAACAACCAAACAAAUAUUAAUUGGAUGCUUUUGUCUGCUAAUAAUAAUUAAAUUAAUGUCACAAAUAGUGGGUUCAUACCGGUGCUAGCUACAGUGUCAUUUUCUUUAAAAUUCUCGUAUUGUUGUAAUUCAAUGAAAUAGUUUUGAACUAUAAGUUAGUCACUAUCUUGUAUAUACCCUACGUGUAUAUGACAUGAUAGUCUAUCUAUAUAUAUUCUGAAAUGUUAUAGAAUCUUGCUGUAUGUACCCUACAAAUACAAGGCAAUUCAAAGUUCUUACUAUCUCUGGGUCAAAUGUUUAGCUGCUAUUUGUUGUAGUUGGGCUUGUCCUAAUCGCUG
This is a messenger RNA of Diospyros lotus (date-plum), 1087 nucleotides long. Its product is annotated as germin-like protein subfamily 1 member 11. Gene Ontology annotation, molecular function: manganese ion binding. Gene Ontology annotation, cellular component: cell wall. The coding region runs from base 69 to 737 and encodes 222 amino acids. The record is from RefSeq and is a predicted model, not a curated record. Lineage: Eukaryota; Viridiplantae; Streptophyta; Magnoliopsida; Ericales; Ebenaceae. The transcript has 3 exons.